Myxocyprinus asiaticus (Chinese sucker) is the source of this 9378-nucleotide messenger RNA. RefSeq names its product agrin-like. Gene Ontology annotation, molecular function: calcium ion binding; laminin binding. The record is from RefSeq and is a predicted model, not a curated record. Lineage: Eukaryota; Metazoa; Chordata; Actinopteri; Cypriniformes; Catostomidae. Gene Ontology annotation, biological process: receptor clustering; multicellular organism development; cell differentiation. The transcript has 37 exons. Bases 958 to 6867 code for a protein of 1969 amino acids.
AAAGAAAAAAGACCCUCUGCUCUCCAGGGCAUAUGGUCACGCUGGCCGAAGACAGCUGCUAAGGGCCAAUUAUUCAUUCAUUUGGGGGAUUGAGGUGGAGGCAGGGGGAGAAAAGUUUAGCUAAUUUACAACUGAAGAUGAGCCUGGUGUUGCAGUUCUGCUGAGGUUUUGGGAAGGAGUGUGUUUGUUAAAGUUUGUAUAUAGAGUGUGUGUGAAAAGCAAAGGCUAAUAACUCUAAUUGCAGUCUUUGAGCAACUGUGCGGUUCCCUGGGUUGAAAGCUUGUAUGAUGCCCAGCCACACACGCUGUCAAUCCUGACACACUGAGACCAACCUGGCAUCACCAUGCCGUGUCGGACACAGGCAGAUGGUAGAACAUCUGAUGGCACGAGAUAGGAAAUUCUGAGAAUUCAUGGUGCCCUAGUGCUUAAGUUUAAGAAAAAACAACUACAAGUUCUGCAGAUGCAUUAAGAGCCAAUUCAUUGCUAAAUCAACAAGCUGUGGAAUUCUGUGUUUGUGAAUUUAAAGUACAAAGUGCAGCAGUAUUGUUUGCACUCGUUUGUGCGUGUUGCCAAUCUGGGCCAGGGGUCCAGCAGAGCUUUUAUCAAACACACUCAAGCUAACUCAAGCACUAACCUUUAAUGACACACCACCCCUGUGCUUUGGAAAGAAAUGGAUGGUUUGCGGAAAGGUCGGGGACAGUAGGAAGGGAACCAUCACUUUCCCCGUAGCGGAUGUAAUUUGGGAACAAAAUGCAUUGCUUGGAGACUGGUGGAAGCAUUUGUCUAAAUUUUUCUGAAAGGAACUGCAAUAAAGUCGAGAAGCACCAGUGGAGUUUAAAUUGAAAUUUUUGGAACCAUUUUCAGAUUUCUUUCAUCUCAUCAAUCCUUUUUUUCCUCAGAGUCUGUUUUGAAACACCCGUCGUGUUGGCGUACUUUAGGGAAAGCACGGAGUGGAGUAUGACCAGUUGUCAGUACCCCAUGCCGCCCCCGGAGCGGGACCGCAUGUACCAGCACAAAGUGUCGCUGGUUGUGCGAUACUUUAUGAUCCCUUGCAACAUCUGUCUCAUACUGCUGGCCACUUCCACGCUUGGCUUCGCUGUGCUCCUCUUCCUCAAUAACUGUAGGUCACAGUUAGUGAAACAUGACAUGCAGUAUAAACCUGUUCACUUCACACCGGCUCCACCUCCUGAUGGUUGCCGAGGUAAGUUGUGUGGAUUUGGGGCGGUUUGUGAGAGAGAUCCGGCUGACCCAUCUAAAGGGGAGUGUGUGUGUAAGAAGAUUGUAUGUACAACCGUGGUCGCGCCAGUGUGCGGAUCAGACUCCUCCACCUAUUCCAAUGAGUGUGAACUGGAGAAGGCCCAAUGCAACACACAGAGACGCAUCAAGGUGAUGCGCAAAGGCCCCUGUGCUCUGAGAGACCCAUGCAGCGAAGUGACCUGCAGCUUUGGUAGCACCUGCAUCCAGUCAUCAGAUGGCCUGUCUGCCAAAUGCAUGUGUCCUUUGACUUGUGAGAAUGUCCCCAAGCACGUGGUAUGUGGCAGCGAUGGUCUGGAUUACCAAAGCGAAUGUGAACUCAACAUGAAAGCCUGCGCCACCCAGAAGAACAUCUGUGUGCAUCACCAAGGCCGCUGUGAUCCUUGUAGUUACAAAGACAACAGCUUAAACCUGGCCUGUUGGGUGGAGCCAAAAACCUACAAGGAGUUGACCUUCACCCCACCAGAGUCCUGUCCGCCCGACAGAACACCCAUCUGUGCCAGCGACGGGCGCACCUACAAGAGCGAGUGUCAGAUGCUGCGGACGGCUAUGCAGAACAACCUGGAGCUCAAGAAGGUCUCCACAGGCAGCUGCAAGGUGGAAGGGGGCUGUCCAAGUGGCUGUAAGUUCAACGCACAGUGUUUGCUGGAAAACGGACAGUUUCGGUGUUCCUGCGACCCCAUCCAAUGCGACGGCACAUACAAGCCCCUGUGCGGAAAAGAUGGCAAGAUGUAUCCCAACGACUGUGAGAGGAAACUUCAAGAGUGCCGGACCAAGACCGACAUCCCCAUCAAACAGCAAGGGCCCUGUGAUCUUAAUCGGGAGAGUCCCUGCCUAAAGAAGACCUGCAAUUUCGGAGCCGUAUGCGUGGUGAAGAAUGGCGAGCCUGUGUGCGAAUGCUCAGACGCAUGUCCUCAGGACCAGGACCCAGUUUGUGGCAGUGAUGGGCACACAUACAGCAACUCCUGUCAAAUGAAGGCCAUGGGAUGCGCCCUACAGAAACAGAUACAGAUGCAGCACAAAGGACCAUGUGCAGAUGAAUCCUGCUCCAACUGCUCCUUUGGCGCGAUCUGCGACAUUCAGACCGGCCAGUGCGUUUGCCCCAAAGGGUGCAUUGAAACACGUCAGCCUGUGUGUGGAAGCGAUGGGGUGACGUAUGACAACGAGUGCAAACUGAAUGUGAAAGCCUGUGCUAAUCAGCUGGAUCUGAGAGUGGUGGCCCAUGGAGAAUGCAAAACCUGUGGCAGCACUGUGUGUAGCUGGGGCGCGCGGUGUGUACAAAACAAGUGUGAGUGUCAGCAGUGCACGGGUCAGCUGGUUAAACCCGUGUGUGGCAGCGAUGGCACCACCUACAACAACUACUGUGAGCUGCGACUGGCCUCCUGCAAGACACAGAGGAAGAUAGAGGUGGCCAAACCUGCCGUCUGUGAUGAAGAUUGUGGAUCAGGAGGUUCGGGCUCAGGAUCUGAGACCUGUGAACAGGAUCGGUGUCAAAGGUACGGUGGAUCGUGGGAUGAUGACACGGAAGAUGAUCGCUGCAUGUGUGACUUCACCUGUCAGACUGUGCCACGCAGCCUGGUUUGCGGCUCAGAUGGGAACACAUAUGACAGCGAGUGCGAACUCAAGAAGGCCAGGUGCGAAAAGCAAAUGGACCUGAUGCUCCAAAGCCAAGGCCCCUGUCCAGCUGCCACAUCAUCUCCAACAGACUUGAUUGCCCCCCAGCACUGCAGUGAAACUCUUUACGGAUGUUGUCAAGACAACAAGACCGCUGCCCUGGGUGUUGGACUGGCAGGAUGUCCCAGUGUGUGUCAGUGUAAUAAUUAUGGUUCAUAUGGAGGCACCUGUGACCCCUCUACCGGCCAAUGCUCCUGUAAACCAGGCGUUGGGGGACUCAAGUGUGACCGCUGCGAGCCUGGAUUCUGGAACUUCCGAGGCAUUGUGACAGAGAACAUGAGUGGCUGCACACCGUGCAACUGUGAUGGAGUGGGCUCAGUUCGUGAUGACUGCGAGCAGAUGUCAGGGCUGUGCUCUUGUAAGCCCGGAGUUAAGGGCAUGAAAUGCAAUGUGUGCCCUGACGGCAGCAAGAUGGGAGCCAACGGCUGUGACAAAGGUCCUGAGGUACCCAAGUCCUGUGAUGAGCUGUUGUGCCACUUUGGGGCAUCAUGUGUGCAGAUGAAUGGUCAGGCUCACUGUGAAUGCCCGUCACCAGACUGUGACGAGAAGAAUAAGACCAAGGUAUGUGGUUCAGAUAGGGUGACAUAUGCAGACCGGUGCCAGCUGAGAACCAUUGCGUGCCGACAAGAUAAGGAAAUCACUGUGGAGUAUUUAGGCCAGUGCAAAGAAUCCAUUGAGCCGGCGGCCAAACCCACUCCCUUCCCAACCACUCCCCGCACCACCCCUCCCACCGCUCACGUCAAGAUCACCAACCAAGGCUAUGGCUUCACCACCACCUUCACCACCACUACAAGCAUUCUUGAAGAUGAAGACAGCAUUGGGUUGGAGGCACUGCCUCAUCCGUGGGUGGAGGAGGCUGAAAAUACCUCCAGCUCUUUCACCAAGCACCACCUCACCACACCCUCCAAACCACCUCAUGCCUCAUCUCCACCCCCGGGCUCCAGCCAUGGCCUCGAGGAGGACUCGGGCAGUGGAGAGCCCAGUGGAGAAGACGACAUGGAGGGUAGCGGAAUGGAGGCGAGCGGAGAAGAGCCACUUGGUACAACAGUAGCAACUACCACUCUUCCCACAGCCGAGGAGCGGUCUUCCUGUGACAACAUGCCAUUUGGCUGCUGUCCAGAUGGGAAGACGGCCGCCAUCAACUCUGAAGGCACUAACUGCCCCUCCACCAUGCGCUUCAGUGGCUUCCUGCAUCUAGAUAAGGUGGAAGGUCAGGAGGUCUUCUACACGCCUGAGAUGGAGGACCCCAAGUCGGAGCUGUUUGGUGAGACGGCCAGGAGCAUCGAGAGUGAUCUAAAUGAGCUGUUCCGGAAGUCCGACAUCCAGAAAGACUUCCAGAGUGUCCGUGUGAAGAAUCUGGCCCCCAGCAACUCCAUAAUAGCCUUUAUAGAGGCCCACUUUGACCCAGACACGAGGUUUAGUGUGGAAGAUAUUGAGGGAGCUCUUCUCAAACAGCUCAAGGCAUCUAAAGACACUGGUAUCGUUGUGAAGAAACCUGAGGAAGAGAAUGUCCGCAUCACCAACUAUGGUCUUUCAGCUGUUCCGUUCUUCACCACAACCACAGUGGUGUCUGUCACAACUCCCACCACCACCACCCUGUCUCCCACUGCUGCCUUUACAACGCUCCGCCCAACCACCAACAGGCGGCUCUUCACCAGCCGCAAGACCACCACAGCAGCUCCAUCCACCACUACUACAACUCAGGCCCCCACCACCACAUUCUCACUGAGGACCAGGCCAGUGGCCCACGCCAUCAGACCAUGUGACUCACAACCCUGCCGUCACGGCGGAACCUGCGAAGAGGAAAAGAAUGACUUUAUCUGCAUCUGUCCCGCUGGGAGAGGAGGAGCCGUGUGCGAGAAAGUUAUAAAGUACUUCAUCCCAUCCUUUGGUGGCAAGUCUUACCUGGCCUUCCCGACUAUGAGGGCCUACCAUACUGUGCGUAUUGCCAUGGAGUUUAGAACAUCGGAAAUGACCGGGAUAUUGCUCUAUAAUGGCCAAACUGGCAAAAAGGACUUCCUAUCUCUGGCACUGAUAGGAGGAAAGGUUGAACUUAGAUUUAACACAGGUUCUGGUACAGCUUCAGUGGUCAGUAAGGUACUUGUAAAACCGGAUCGCUGGCAUCAACUAGUGGUAGUCCGUAACAGGCGUAAUGCCAUGCUGAGUGUGGACAAUGAGCCAAGCGUCGAGGGACAAAGUCCCCCAGGCACCGACGGACUCAACCUGGACACAGACCUUUUCAUUGGAGGAGUGCCUGAAGACGUGAUACAAGAUGUCAAGGAAAGGAUAUUGGUGGCCACAGGCCUGGUGGGCUGCGUCCGCAUGCUGGAUGUCAACAAUUACGUCUAUAACCUGCAGCAGAAUGGCGAUGGUGUUCUGUACGGCUCGGGUGUGGGCGAAUGCGGCAACAACCCCUGCUUGCCGAACCCCUGCAAUAACGGAGCCUCCUGCCAGGUCAAAGAAGCUGAGAUGUUCCACUGCAAGUGUGUCAAUGGUUUCUCUGGUCCAACCUGUGCUGAUGCCCACAACCCCUGCGACCCCAAUAAAUGUCAUCCGUCAUCACGGUGCCAAGUCCUGCCUGAGGGAGGUUACAAAUGUGAAUGUCCAAUGGGACGUGAAGGCAAGCACUGUGAAAAAGUGUCAGACAAGGGAGGAGCUUUUAUUCCAUACUUCACUGGGGACUCAUAUCUGGAGCUCAAAGGCCUUCAUCUCUAUGGCCAGGAUCUGAGGCAAAAAUUCAGCAUGACUAUCGUUCUGCUAGCCAAUGACUCCAAAGGCAUGAUCUUCUACAAUGGUCAAAAGAUGGACGGAAAAGGAGAUUUCAUCUCUCUCUCCCUAAAUGAUGGUAUCCUAGAGUUCAGAUAUGAUCUGGGCAAAGGGCCAGCUAUCAUUAGGAGUAGAGAGAAAAUCAAGCUGAAUGAGUGGAACACAGUGAAUCUGGAGCGGGCCAGCCGGAAAGGAGAGAUCAGCAUUAAUGGCAAAGAUCCGGUCAGAGGAGAGGCACCGAAUCAGCACACAGAUCUAAACUUGAAGGAGUCAUUCUUUGUGGGUGGAGCCGCUGAUUUCCGCAAAGUAGCUAGAGCUGCCGCCAUCAAAGAUGGCUUCAAAGGGGCCAUUCAGAAGAUUACUUUGAUGGGCAUUCCAAUCCUGAAGGCUGAUAAUGCCCUACACUCCAGUGAUGUGUCAAUGUACCCCCACCACCCAUGCUCCAAACAUGUUUGUGAGAAUGGGGGCCGCUGCAGCCCCCUUUUGGAAAGCUACGAGUGCGUUUGCCGCCACGGAUUUGUUGGUCAGCACUGCCAGGACGCAAUAUUUGAGAAAUCCGCUGGGGACACAGAGGCCAUUGCGUUUGAUGGUCACACUUUCAUUGAAUAUCACAAUGGAGUCACAAAGAGCCAACUGACCAAUGAGAUCCCAGACCCUGAGUCACUGGAGAACCCAUCUGACCAGAGUGAGAAGGCCCUACUGGUGAAUAAAUUUGAACUGAGUAUUAAGACUGAGGCUACCCACGGUCUGAUUUUGUGGAGUGGAAAGGGAGUGGAGCGCUCCGACUACAUCGCUCUCGCCAUUGUGGAUGGCCGUGUCCAGAUGACCUAUGAUCUGGGCUCCAAACCUGUGGUGCUCCUUUCCUCUGUGCAAGUCAACACUAACCGCUGGAUACGAAUCAAAGCCAGCAGAGCACUCAGGGAUGGCUCACUGCAGGUUGGUAAUGAGGCAGCUGUCACUGGGUCGUCACCCUUUUCUGCCACACAACUGGACACAGAUGGCGCUCUCUGGUUAGGUGGUCUGGAGGAGCUGUCUGUGGCCCGUCGGUUGCCCAAGGCUUACAGCACAGGCUUUGUUGGAUGUGUGAAAGAUGUGAUAGUCGACGGGGUGGAACUGCAUCUGGUAGAGGAUGCCUUAAACAGUCCCAAAAUAUUACACUGUACUGCCAAAUAGUCUGGCACCACGUUCCUCCCAACACCAUGUCUACUGCUGUAAUUAUUUUUCUAUUUUUUUGUAUACUUUUUGUUUGCUUUUUAUAUCAGAAAAAUUACAUUAUUUUAAUUAUAAUUAUGUUUUUCUUUUUCUUUUUUCAUCUCUACGUCCAUCCGUAAUCACAUCCUCAGUUGCAGGUGAACAUGGUGUCACAAGACAUGCAAAAAUUCGUAUUAUGUCUGUGCUGUAUCUAUGACAAACAAAAGAAAAACCUAUUUGCUCAUUACUUGAACAGUGGCAGAUGAGGUCGGUGCUGUUUGACCUUUCCGGAUUGCCUUCUCUUGGUGCCAUAGAUCGCUCCCUGUCCAACAGUCACAUACAUUCCUCUGAGCUCUUGUUGCGGUCCAUUACAUUUUAAAAGGUCUAAAAAAUGACUUCUGCUUAAUCAAGAAAUGACAGCAACUGUUUAAUAAGCUGAGCAAGUGUAUGUACGAUAUUCCUCAUUUAUGAUACCACUAAUGGGUGAAAGCUCAAUCAUUCAGAGCCUUGAAUCCCCUAGCUGAUAACACUUAGCAUUCCUCAAAGUUUUACAUAAUUUUCCAUGCAAAUGAUCGUUAUUGACCUGUGAGAUGUAAUAAGUAGUAAAGAACAUGAGACUGUGAAUUUUGAAGAUGCUAUAUUUUGUUGCAAACGUUCGUCUCAUGUGUUGUGCAUAUCUAAAGAGCAAUUGCAUAUAUACUGUAUGUGUGUGUGUGUGUGUGUGUGCAUAUAUUAUAUAUAUAUAUAUAUAUAUAUAUAUAUGUGACCACUUGUUGCAUGCAUCUUUUGAAGUGUUGUUGAUUUUGCCUUGGUUUUCUUUUAUCUUCAUCAUUCCAUUCAGGGCAGAAAUGUAGCUUACUUGGUGGACUACAUUGUAAUGUAAAUUACCUUUGUUUCUUCUGUUUUGACAUUUGAUCAUUCAAGUUGGGAGAAAUAUUUAAUUUUUUUAUAUAUUAGCUAUUUGUCAAUCUGGACUUCUUGUGUGUGUGAGUGUGUGUGUGAGUGUGUGUGUGUGUGUGUGUGUGUGUAUUGUAAAAUAUGUGCAAGGAAAAAGGAUUGUUACAACAACUCAACAUUGGGAGGUGCUGUAACACAGGAAGAGAUGUAUGAUUCAAUGGACACAUCGGGUGGACACAAGAGCAUUGAAAUUCUGGCAUGUUCAAUCAUCGAACAAAAAUAAUGUUUUCAAAGCAUUUUCCUAUAUCAAAUGAAACUAUUGCUGCCAGCACGCGCUAUAAAUAAAGGGAUGAUGUAUGUAGACCCCUCUGCAGCUUAUGACUGUGGCCCCCAAAACAGUUCAUGUCACAACAGUAACCAGUGAAAAUAUUAAUGCAUGGGUUUGUCAUGUCAAAAUGGUUUUUGUAACCUGUUUCAAGGCAGAUGAAAUGCUAUGGUUUCUACUGAUGUCUCAGUGUAAGAAAUAUUAUGAGUUUGAUAUCAGAUGCUUUGCAGUAUUUCUAAGCAAAUGUAUGCCUGCUAGGGUAAAGUAUCUUUGUCCCUUUUUGUUUUAUUUUUAUUUUUUAUUGUAUUUAUUUUUUUAUCCAAAUCUAUCACCCAAGGACAUGCAAGAUCAUAAACAUAUUAAGCCAUGUGAUUAUCAAGUGUAAAUUUAGCCAUAUGUUACUGAGGUUUUGUUUUAGUAUUAUACACUGAAACCAAGUCUGACUUUGUCUAUAAACAAAAGCAUAUCCUGAUGUGGCUUUGAGGAGGGGAUGGGUCAGGGAAUAAUUAAUCAUUUAUGUGUUUAAGUUUUAAACAGAAUCCACAGGAUGUCUAGUGUACUACACUAGAAGCAGGAGCCCUCCAUUACUGCACGAGCUACAGUAUGGAUUAUCCAUACUUUUUUAGUAUAGUAAUCUCACCUCAACUUUACCAGUGGAUUCUAUUUUUUGUCUCUUUUCUGAUAAUGGAAGUUAUUUAUGGACAUCAUUCAGUAGCUUUGCUCCUGCAUACAUAGAGUGCUCUCAAUGGACAAGGCCCAUAGUGUGGAUUGCCAUGGAAUCUGUGUGAUCAGAAUGGAAACUGAGAAAUGCCUUAAAAUCAUUCACCAUUCAUGGGUGACUAAAGUUAAUGUCCAUUUUGUACUGUGCACUCAACUUUAGCCAGUAUAUUAGUCUCAUUCCCAUCAUGUAAAUUAAUUCAUAAAUGUUAAUAAUUAUAUUAAUAAUGCUUAUGAAAAUUUCCAGAACGUCUCAAUAAUAGUGGUUCUGGACUCUACAAGAAUACUAUUUACUGUACAAAUAAUAUUUUCAGUAUCUUAUUUAUGUCGUAAAGAGGAUUCCCAGUCUGGCAUUUGUAUACUGUUUUGAUCGAACUAUCUGAAGCGCAGUGCACAGAAUUAGAGGCAUGAUGUUACCAUUACUAACUUUAAUACUUGUGUCUUGUGUUCCAACCACCAUAAAAUAAAAUGUUAAAUAAACUGGCCUGACUUUGAAACCUGUCUGUAACAUUUUACUCCUGAUAACAUUUGUGAAUAAAUCCCUCUGAUUCCCA